This is a messenger RNA of Lucilia cuprina (Australian sheep blowfly), 609 nucleotides long. It is a transcript of the gene Dph3, whose product is annotated as DPH3 homolog. Bases 122 to 382 code for a protein of 86 amino acids. NCBI's taxonomy places the organism in Eukaryota, Metazoa, Arthropoda, Insecta, Diptera, Calliphoridae. Gene Ontology annotation, biological process: protein histidyl modification to diphthamide. The transcript has 3 exons. Gene Ontology annotation, molecular function: metal ion binding. The record is from RefSeq and is a predicted model, not a curated record.
UUAUCAAUCUGCAAAAACAACGUGUUUACAUGUUUUAUUUUUUAUAGUUUUAGGACUAAGCACUAGUAAACUUAAAAAAUAAUUAUAUAUAUCUUAAUUUAUAAUAUAAUGAUUAUAUAAAAUGAGUGUAUAUCACGACGAAGUUGAAAUAGAAGACUUUGAAUAUGAUGAUGAAGAGGAAAUGUACUACUAUCCGUGUCCAUGUGGUGACAGGUUUCAGAUUUCCAAAGAAGAGCUAAUAGAAGGCGAAGAAGUUGCUAUUUGUCCCAGUUGUUCUUUAAUAAUAAAAGUUAUUUAUGAUCCAGAAAUGUUUAAAGCAGAGGACGAGGAAGACACUGUUCUUAAUGAAAAGUUAACUCAAUUAAAAUUGGAAAUCAAUUAAUUUAUAAUUUUAAUAUAAAAUGAUAAACACUCUAUAGGGGGUUAAUAUUUUAGUAAAAGUUUUUUUUUCUUAUUUAAAAUAAAUUAUAAAUGUAUAUUUGUAUACACAAAAAAAUAAAACAUUUGUUUUAAGUUCAUCCAAUAACAAAAAUUUUAAAUUUAAACUCAAUUAAAAUAAUUUAUAAUUUAAAAUCAUUCUUCUUUUAAAAUAUUCCAAGCCUAAUUAUU